Molecule: messenger RNA, 1011 nt
Organism: Pipistrellus nathusii (Nathusius's pipistrelle)
Lineage: Eukaryota; Metazoa; Chordata; Mammalia; Chiroptera; Vespertilionidae
Source: the annotation of a GenBank genome assembly
AUGAGCUUCUUCGGCUUCGGGCAGAGCGUGGAGGUGGAGAUCGUGCUCCACGAUGCGGAGAGUCGGAAGCGGGCCGAGCACAAGACGGAGGACGGGAAGAAGGAGAAGUAUUUCCUCUUCUACGACGGCGAGACGGUCUCCGGGAAGGUGAGCCUCGCGCUCAAGCACCCUAACAAGCGGCUGGAACACCAGGGCAUCAAGAUCGAGUUCAUCGGGCAAAUCGAACUCUACUAUGACCGCGGGAACCACCACGAGUUUGUGUCACUGGUGAAGGACUUGGCCCGGCCGGGAGAAAUUACCCAGUCACAGGCCUUCGACUUUGAAUUCACCCACGUGGAGAAGCCGUAUGAGUCCUACACAGGGCAGAACGUGAAGCUGCGGUAUUUCCUCCGGGCCACCAUCAGCCGCCGCCUCAAUGAUGUUGUCAAAGAGAUGGACAUUGUCGUUCACACGCUCAGCACGUACCCGGAGCUGAACUCCUCCAUCAAGAUGGAGGUUGGAAUCGAGGACUGUCUGCACAUUGAGUUUGAGUACAACAAGUCCAAAUACCACUUGAAAGAUGUCAUUGUAGGGAAGAUAUACUUCCUGCUGGUGAGAAUCAAAAUCAAGCACAUGGAGAUAGACAUCAUCAAGCGGGAAACAACGGGCACAGGCCCCAACGUGUACCAUGAGAACGACACGAUAGCCAAGUAUGAGAUCAUGGAUGGAGCACCAGUAAGAGGAGAGUCUAUCCCGAUCCGGCUCUUCCUGGCGGGCUACGAGCUCACCCCCACCAUGCGGGACAUCAACAAGAAGUUCUCUGUGCGCUACUAUCUCAACCUGGUGCUGAUCGACGAGGAGGAGCGGCGGUACUUCAAACAGCAGGAAGUGGUGUUGUGGCGGAAGGGUGACAUCAUACGGAAGAGCAUGUCCCACCAAGCAGCCAUCGCCUCACAGCGCUUCGAGGGCACGACCUCCCUGGGUGAAGUGCGGACCCCCAGCCAGCUGUCUGACAACAACUGCCGGCAGUAG